GCGCCGAAUUAUUACUCCAUCUCCAUGUAUUGUUAAAUCCCUUCGCAGCCGUUUUGCCAGCACACUACACAGUACACUGAUCGUGUACUGUAAAUAUCUCUCUCUCUCUCUCUCUCUCUCUCUCUCAAAAUCUAUCUAGUCGCCGGGAAAAUGUCUCAACGCAAAUGGUCGUCUUCUUCUGAACUCUCCAUGUCUCUUCCAGCCAAUGCCAUUGGCUCUUAAACCCCCAAUUAUAAGCUUCGGGUCUUCCACUUCCGGACUCUUCAGCUAAAAUUCGCAGCAGAGCUCGCAUAUACACAAGCUAGGGUUCGUCCCGCACCCGCCGCCGAUCCUCAUGGCAUUUUCGUGAGCAAUGGCGGCGUAUUCUGGAGGCUUACCAACUCCAAUCGGUCUGAAACUGGUGAGUAGACUCCACUUGUCUCCUCUUCCUUGGUCUGGACUCGAGUCGAAGAAGAGGAGGAGGACAGAAUGCGGUUGUUCGGUGGGCCCGAUUCGGAGAACCACUGCGAAGAAGAGUGUGGAGAAUGCCGAGGAACGGCGCUUCGAUUCGAAAAAGAGCACUCGCAGGGCUCGAGUCCAAGCUACGACCGCAUUGCCAUUUGCAUCCCCUCAAUCUCGGUUUGUUUCCAAACAAGAAAAAUUCUAUCCCCGAUGUACCCCAAGAAGCUCUGGUCCGCAGUCCCGUGAUAUUCCACCUAAAAGAGAUACCGGUAUUGCAAAUGAAAAGGAUUGGGGAAUCCAUCCGAUAAAUGAAAAUAUCACCGACUCUGGUACUAAUGAAGAUGGCAGCAAAUGGUAUCGAAAAAGUGGAGAGGAUCUUGGCGAAAAUGGGUACAGAUGUAGAUGGACAAGGAUGGGUGGUCAAAGCCAUGAUGGCUCCUCAGAAUGGAAAGAAAUGUGGUGGGAGAAAAGUGACUGGACAGGAUACAAAGAGCUUGGUGUGGAAAAAUCAGGAAGGAAUGCCGAAGGGGAUUCAUGGUGGGAAACAUGGCAAGAAGUUCUUCACCAAGAUGAAUGGAGUGACCUUGCUAGGAUAGAAAGGAGUGCCCAGAAACAAGCAAAAUCAGGGGAAAAUGCUGGAUGGUAUGAAAAAUGGUGGGAGAAAUAUGAUGCUAAAGGAUGGACUGAGAAAGGGGCACAUAAGUAUGGCAGACUGGAUGAACAAUCCUGGUGGGAGAAGUGGGGAGAGCAUUAUGAUGGACGAGGAUCUGUUCUAAAAUGGACAGACAAGUGGGCUGAGACUGAACUUGGAACCAAAUGGGGAGACAAGUGGGAAGAUAAGUUUUUUGCUGGAAUAGGUUCACGUCAAGGGGAGACAUGGCAUGUAAUGCCCAGUGGUGAUCGUUGGUCUAGGAACUGGGGAGAGGAUCACUUGGGAAAUGGUAAGGUGCACAAAUAUGGUAAGAGCACAACGGGUGAAAGCUGGGAUAUUGUUGCGGAUGAAGAAACUUACUACGAGGCUGAACCUCAUUACGGAUGGGCAGACGUGGUGGGUGAUUCAAGUCAGUUGCUAUCCAUUGAACCUCAGGAGAGGCCACCUAACGUCUUCCCAAAUAUUGAUUUUGGGUCAUCUCCACCACCUCCAGACAAUGUCCCACCAUCACAGUGACAAGCUGGUAUUUUACAAAUCGUUUUUAGGAAGUUCUUGUAAUCAUUGUGAUCAAAUUUUGCAGCUCAUGAACUCUUGUUGGAACAUUUGUGCCAAACUAUCGAUCUUCAAUUCCAUUCGUAUCCAACCCCCCCGCUCAUCAGUGCAUCUAAGGGCUGAAGGUUGUAAAUUCAGUAUUGGUUUUACGUUGUAUGAAUAUGUAGUUUCUGCUCUUUUCAUUUU
This is a messenger RNA of Rhododendron vialii, 1831 nucleotides long. Its product is annotated as protein EARLY STARVATION 1, chloroplastic-like. Gene Ontology annotation, molecular function: starch binding. Gene Ontology annotation, biological process: starch metabolic process; regulation of starch metabolic process. The transcript has 11 exons. NCBI's taxonomy places the organism in Eukaryota, Viridiplantae, Streptophyta, Magnoliopsida, Ericales, Ericaceae. Bases 353 to 1609 code for a protein of 418 amino acids. Gene Ontology annotation, cellular component: chloroplast stroma; starch grain. The record is from RefSeq and is a predicted model, not a curated record.